AUGGCAGACGAGAUCAACCCAUCAGCCGCAGUAAGCUAUGAUCCGAGACGACACUUGUCAUCAACACCACGAAGCGCUGCUCGAGCCAUAACCAAUCCCCGAAAGGACGAUGACGGCAACGACAUGAACAUCACCAUCACACCUCGAGCUGCGCACCGCCUACAAACAAUAUCAGAAACAGACAGUAAUCCAGAGUUGGCAUUACGUGUCAGUGUGGAAUCAGGAGGAUGCCACGGCUUCCAAUACCUCAUGAGUCUCAUCAACGCAAAGGACAUUGAUCCAGCGGAAGAUACGGUGUUUGAGAAUGAAGAGGUCGCACGCAAAACUGGAGACUAUAAGGCGAAGAUUGUGAUGGAUGAGCCGAGUCUGGAACUGCUGAAGGGAAGCAGUAUUGAUUAUACUAUGGAGCUUAUUGGGAGUCAGUUCAAGGUGACGGGUAUACCUGGUGCGAAGAGUAGUUGUGGCUGUGGGACGAGUUUUGAUAUUGCGUGA
This is a messenger RNA of Recurvomyces mirabilis, 492 nucleotides long. RefSeq names its product [4Fe-4S] proteins maturation (gene ISA2). Gene Ontology annotation, biological process: iron-sulfur cluster assembly. The transcript is spliced from 2 exons. The record is from RefSeq and is a predicted model, not a curated record. Gene Ontology annotation, cellular component: mitochondrion. Gene Ontology annotation, molecular function: 4 iron, 4 sulfur cluster binding; 2 iron, 2 sulfur cluster binding; iron ion binding. NCBI's taxonomy places the organism in Eukaryota, Fungi, Ascomycota, Dothideomycetes, Mycosphaerellales, Teratosphaeriaceae. Bases 1 to 492 code for a protein of 163 amino acids.